AUGACUCGGGACCGGAGCGCGGUAAAAGCUCGCUCGGGCCCCACCCGAACACCCGAGCAGGCGUCUGCUCUGUGUCGCUCCUCCAAGGCUCUGUGUCGCUUCGCCCAGCAGAUCCAAGUGAUCCAGCGACAGAUUUCACAGCAAUUCUACCAGAUGUGGGUCGUACCCCUGGAGGGUGUGCUGGACAUGACGACGCUGAAGACGCACGAAGAGCUGCAGCAAGAUGGCAUUUUGGUGCCCUUCAAUCCGAAGGAUGGCAGCGCCAUCUUCGUGUCCCACCAGUGGGCCGGCGUUGAGCAUCCGGACCCCCACUUCGAGCAGUUCAAGGUGCUGCAGGAGUCCUUGAAGAAUGUCUUGUGCGGAGCUUCGACGUUCCAUUCGAACCUCAGUAUGGAGCUUUACAUGAUGCCAUCCGAGCCGAUCUCCGCCAAGGAUCUGCUUGCGAGGCCGCUUUUCAUUUGGUAUGACUACUUCUCUUGCCCACAAUGCACUUCUUCUUCCAAUGAUCGGGACCUGGCCAUCAACAGCAUCCCUGCUUUCAUCGAGCAGUGUAGCUUCUUUGUGAUUUUGUGCCCGAACAUCCGCCACAUCGAGAAGGAGGAGUUGUUGAACAAGAGCACCUGGAAAAAGCGGGGAUGGUGCCGACUAGAACGUGCUUGCUGGGAAGUGAGCACACAUGACUCUUCGCGCACGUUGCAGAUCUCAAGUGCGACCUCCCUCUCGGUGGGUGCCACCUUUGAUUGGGUCCAAGCACCGGUAGGGGAAGGGGAGUUUACCGUGGAGUCGGACCGCCAGAGGAUCAGUCAAGUUCUCUCAGGCCUCGUGAACCACAAGCUCCAUAUCCAUCUGGAGAGGGGCGACCUGCACCAGUACCGGCUGCUGCUGAACCUGCAGCGGGUGCAGUUUCGGCACCUGGCGGAGCCGAACCGUUCCUUCUUGCCGGACUUUGCGAAGGAAGAGGAGGCGGACGACGACCUUUGCGGCGUGGCCAACUUUUUGUAUCAGAACGGCUUCCGAUGCAUCACCGAGCGGUCGGACGCCGGCUGGACGCCGAUCUGCUUCGCGGCGUUGGAUGGCGAGCCCAGACUCAUGCUGAAGCUCAUCGAAAGCCACGCCGACGUGAACGCGAGCCUCACCAAGCCGGAGCCGCUCCUGGGCUUUGGAGUUGGCACCUGUUGCCUCAGCAUCGCUGCCUACGUGAAGAACAAUGAAGCGCUUCAGCUUCUCAUCAGCCAUCGAGCUGACUUGAACCACGUGGACAGUUUCUCCGCCACGGUGGCCCACUGGGCGGCGGUCGGCGGCAACACGGAAGGCCUGCGGAUCUUGAGGGAUGCUGGCGCCUCCUUCGAGGGUGCCAACGUCUUGGGCUACUCGCCCUUCCGUAUGGCGUGCUCUGGUGGGCACGUGGAAGCGAUGAAGAUGCUGUUAGCGCAUACGCCAUUGUUGGAGGUGGAUUUGGGUGUACACACGGCCAUCCUUCAUGAAGGUGGCUAUGCCGAGGUUCUCGCUGUGCUUUUAGAGGAGAACGUGGAUGUGGAUCACCAGCUCUCCACCUCAAUCUUCACUGGACUGGGCGCCUUGCUUGCAGGAUACAGCUUGAUUCAUCGUUACAAGGAGACGACUUUGAGCACCUAUGCUUAUCAUCACCAACAGGCCACGCCGCUGAUGUGUAGCCUUUUGACCGGGGCUUAUGAGGCCACCGCCAUGCUGAUGGCUGCAGGCGCCCGCACGGAGCUGCGGAAUGGGAGGGGCAAGUCGGCGCUGGACCUGGCGCUGGAGACGGGGGCGCCGGGCUUCAUCUUGUGCGCCCUCCGAGGGGAUUGCGAUGCCUGUGAACGGCUGCUGAGUGGGUACAUAGAAGUGGCUGCAAGACAUGUUCUGUCUACUGAGAGGGUCUGA
Molecule: messenger RNA, 1899 nt
Organism: Durusdinium trenchii
Lineage: Eukaryota; Dinophyceae; Suessiales; Symbiodiniaceae
Source: the annotation of a GenBank genome assembly